Molecule: messenger RNA, 1597 nt
Organism: Ochotona princeps (American pika)
Lineage: Eukaryota; Metazoa; Chordata; Mammalia; Lagomorpha; Ochotonidae
Gene: CBX8
Product: chromobox 8
Exons: 4
Coding region: 119-1534 (471 amino acids)
Source: RefSeq, a predicted model, not a curated record
GAGCGCGCGCGGGCGGGGGAGCGGCGCUGACGUCAGCGCGGAGUAUUAUGGGCUGUCGUGCGCUGGCUGCUGCUUUUCUGCUCCUGGAAGCGGCCGAGGGGGGAAGCGGCGAGUCAACAUGGAGCUCUCGGCGGUGGGGGAGCGGGUGUUCGCGGCCGAAGCCCUCCUCAAGCGGCGCAUCCGGAAAGUAGGUGUCCCGGGGGGCCCAGGGCCUCGGCGCGGCCUGGCCUCGGCUGCCGGCCCAGCUCCCUUCCCCCAGGUCCCGGCCGUGGCGGCGGCGAGCCCAGGCGCUUCCCCCCGGACUGGCGGCGAUGCUUGCAUGCGUGGGGGGCGGGGUGCGGGAUGCAGGCCGGUGCGUACACUUUGUGCUGCGGGGAUGCCGCGGGAGCGUGCGUUGGGUGCAUGCGUUUGCGCGUGGCUUUCUGGUUGUGCUCCCGGUGCACGCCCCCGCCCACCCGCGUUUUUUUGCCUUUUGCGCCUGCAGGGACGCAUGGAGUACCUGGUGAAAUGGAAGGGCUGGUCGCAGAAGUACAGCACAUGGGAGCCGGAGGAAAACAUCCUAGAUGCGCGCCUGCUGGCGGCCUUCGAGGAGAGGGAGCGCGAGAUGGAGCUCUAUGGCCCCAAAAAGCGAGGACCCAAACCCAAAACCUUCCUUCUCAAGGCCCAGGCCAAGGCCAAGGCCAAGACUUACGAGUUCAGAAGCGAUUCAGCCCGGGGUAUCCGGAUCCCUUACCCCGGCCGCUCACCCCAGGACCUGGCCUCCACCUCCCGGGCACGUGAAGGCCUUCGGAACAUGGGGCUGUGUCCUGCAGGGAGCAGCAGCAGCACCUGCCGGGCGGAGCCCCCUCGGGACCGGGAGCGGGAACGCGAGCGGGAGCGGGACCACGAGAGGGAGAGAGAGCGGGGCGCCAGCCGCAUGGACGACAAGGCCAGCUCUCCGGGGGACAGCUCCAAGAAGCGAGGCCCCAAGCCCCGGAAGGAGCUCCUGGACCCCUCUCAGAGGCCUUUGGGAGAAUCCAGCGACACUCUGGGAGACUACCUGGAGGGCCAGAAGCUGGACGACGGCCCCCCGGGGGCCGGGAGCUUCCCUGCCGGCCACAGCGUGAUCCAGCUGGCCCGGAGGCAGGACUCCGACCUGGUGCCGUGCGGGGUGAGCAGCCCCAGCCUGGCCGAGGGAACAGGCAAGCUGGCCGUGGACAACUUCCCUGCCAGGGUCAUCAAGCACAGGGCUGCCUUUCUGGAGACCAAAGGCCCGGCUGCCCUGGACUCCAGCAACCCCAGGGUGCGGCAUAGCUCGGGCACCCCUGGCUCUGUCGGGGGUCUGUAUCGGGACAUGGGGGCGCAGGGAGGAAGGCCCUCCCUCAUUGCCAGGAUCCCCGUGGCCAGAAUCCUGGGUGACCCGGAGGAGGAGUCCUGGAGCCCCUCACUGACCAACCUGGAGAAGGUGGUCGUCACCGACGUGACCUCAAACUUUCUGACCGUCACCAUUAAGGAAAGUAACACAGACCAAGGCUUUUUUAAGGAGAAAAGAUGAAGUUGUCAGGGAGGCUGACGCCAGGACAAGCGGGCAGGCAAGAGGGAGUGCGGCCUGGGCCUA